Molecule: messenger RNA, 1515 nt
Organism: Symbiodinium sp. CCMP2456
Lineage: Eukaryota; Dinophyceae; Suessiales; Symbiodiniaceae
Source: the annotation of a GenBank genome assembly
AUGGUAGCGCAGCCAUUGCACGAGUUGUUCGACAAUGAAAAGCUUAUCAAGAAGCGUUUCAAGGUGAAGGGUUACUUUGUGGACUUCCCACCAUCACGGGCUUCGGGAGAUGAAGACGGUGGGGACAAGAAGGAGAACCCGAUAUCUACGAAAGCCAUGGAGAUGAAUGUUACGGCCCUCAAGGUGAUGUUUUCCUAUUACAAGGUAACAAGUGGUAAGAAAGUUCCCAUCCAGAAGUUGGAGUCAGCACAGGGUGUUCGGGAACUCUUCAGUAUCAUCGAGUCGUUGCGGGAUGCAGAAGAAGAUGCAGAGGAUAGCGCUGAUGGCGAUGCCGAGGGCGAAGAAGAGGAGGGUGGGGAAGAUGAUCCGGUUUCCGAAGAAUCGGAGGAUCCCAGCUCGGAGGCCCGGGUUUCGGAUAAGUCCGUGGGGGACAAGGACGAUGGCGGUGGUGUGAAGGCUGCCUUGGCAGAUUUGGAGCUUGAUCCGGAUGAAGAAACUCAGGCCCCGAAAUGGCGCUACAGGUCGAAGUCUACUUUGAAUAGCUUGGCCACGACGGCUGUUCUUGGCGAUCAGCUUGAAACCCCGGGGUCUUAUGAGAAGCCGGUGACCGCCAGCAAGGAAGAGGAGCUGCAGCAGCUUCUGCAACAAAUCAGCUUGUUCGAGGACGGUGAGCCUAAGCAUCCGGAUACGGCUCGCCACGAUGCCUUGCUCCUGAUGAUGGGAUCCCCAGCCCGACCUCGAAAAUCCCGAGGAACCGAUGAGACACCGCCUACCUGCAAGAAGCAGCUCUUCAAAGAUGUAGAUCCGGCUUGGAAGGAGCCUCCCGAUCAGGCUGAUACUUUGGUGACAGCAGAUGCACCGAUCGAGCCGACGCACAAGAAAGGCGGUGUUGCUGGAGACCAGGGUGAGCUUGCUCUAGUCGAGGCUCCAAUCGACGUGGAUUCGAGCCCAGAGAAGAUCAAACCGGAGCCGCAGUCCCCGAAAGCCACUUCUGGGGAUGACUUGGUCAAGCCGGUUUCUCUGGAGCAGCAGAAUGCGCUUCGGACGGAUCUCCGAGCGAAGCUCCGUCGUGUCAGGGGCGGCAAGACGGGCCCGAAGAAGAAGCAGGGCAAGGUGAGCGCAGCUAAAGGUGGGAAGGAUGCAGCGCAGGUGGCGAAGCGCAAGCGAGGCACGUGUGAUAGUGAGCCGGCCGCCUCGUCUUUGCCGAAGGCAAAGGCGAAGGCGAAGGGGAAAGCGAAGGCGGCGCCAUCGGGAGAGGCAGUGCCCAAGGCCAAAGCAAAGGCAGUGGCCAAGGGCAAAGCGAAGGCGAAGAGUUCGCCGAAAAGGGCCGUCGACAGUGGUGUUGCUCUUAGGCUGAAGCCGGAUCCCAGCCGAACUGGCCACUCCAAGUGUGGCACCCUUUUGUUGGGAUGCUCCACCUGCCGCUGGGGUCCGCUUGGUUGCGGGACGUGCCUUCGCACGAAUUUCCACGGUGUUCGGUGGAAUGCUGUGGCAUGCGGAGAGUGGGAGGAGUGA